Molecule: messenger RNA, 723 nt
Organism: Colletotrichum spaethianum
Lineage: Eukaryota; Fungi; Ascomycota; Sordariomycetes; Glomerellales; Glomerellaceae
Exons: 1
Coding region: 1-723 (240 amino acids)
Biological process (GO): chromatin remodeling
Cellular component (GO): nucleus; Ino80 complex
Source: RefSeq, a predicted model, not a curated record
AUGGAGCCUUUCUCCGGCGAGCCUCAUCCCCCGUCCUUCUUGACGCCCGAUGACAUCGAUGACUACGUCCACGAUGUUGACAGACGCAUCGACCCCGACAGCCUCCUCCCAACGCUGGCGCCCGCCGCUCGCACGAACGCCCCCCUUCCGGAGACCAACCCCCACGCCCUCUCCCAAAGCAUCGCCAUGAAGAACCCUACAAGCGUUUACAACUGGCUGCGCAAGCACGCGCCCAAGACUUUCCUGCAAGAUGCUGAAAACGCUGCUCCAGCCGCCGACGACGAGGCCGUGGAGACCCCCCAGACCGAUGGCCGUAAGCGACGCGGCGGCGGACACAGGGGCGAAUCAACCCGCGGCGGCCGAUCUCGAGGCGGAAAGCGCGCUUCUUUGGCAGCUGUACGGGCCGAAAAGGCCGCGCAGAGAGCCGCGGAGAAGGCCGCCGCUGCCGCCGAACGGGCUGCAGCUCUGCGACGGGACGCCGAUAGCUACGACCACAGCAUGGAGGACGAGGCGGACUCAGACGGCCCUAGCUUCGCAACGCCGGCCACGGGUCGUGGCAAGAGAAAGCGCGCCGGCAGGGAUGAAGACGAGGGAUACCGGCCUAGGGGCUCGAGCAGCCGACCGACCAAGAAGAAGCGUAAGAGCGAGGGCGCUGACAUCGGGACCCCUACGGUUACUAAGAGGGGCCGCAAGAGUGAGGCUGCGCGCGAGAGAGACGAUUAA